Drosophila busckii is the source of this 1867-nucleotide messenger RNA. RefSeq lists its product as uncharacterized. The record is from RefSeq and is a predicted model, not a curated record. The transcript is spliced from 3 exons. Lineage: Eukaryota; Metazoa; Arthropoda; Insecta; Diptera; Drosophilidae. Bases 1 to 1647 code for a protein of 548 amino acids.
AUGUCGCUAUCGCUGGUAAGUCGCCGCCGCUUCCAGACGCCGUCCACGGCAACGGCCACGACAACGACGACGACGACGCCGUCCGUACGCAAGCAACAUUCAUUCAUAGAGUCCUCCAGCCACGCCCACAGCGUUAGCAGAUAUACCGCCCAGCAGCGUGGCUACCUAUCGCGCGGUCUUUCGGUUGGACGUUCCAUUGAGAAUAUACGACAGAAGCUCUACGCGCCGGCUCCAGUGCGGCGUCAGCCCACGCUGGGUCUGGACGAAGCUACGUCUCGAAUUAACGCCAGAUUAUCCUCAACUAAGGCGGAACUCGGCUUAAGAUUGAGUGAUAAAAGUCUUGUGGCCUGGUCCUCGACCACAUCGCUGCUCAAGUCUACUCCACAGUCGGCGGAGCACGACCAGGAGCAGCGUAUCAAGGGGGAAGCUGAGGAUAAUCGAGCAGAACACAACGCCAAGGCGGAUAAGAAUCGCAUCAAUUUGAACAUAGUCCUGGCACAAACGAUACGUGCGACCAACGAGCAGGACAUCGAUAGUGCCUCAGAGUCUGUGGAGCAAGGCAACUCAAACUCAAGCGCAACCACAACAACAACAGCAACAACAGUGGGCAGAGCCUCAGCUGCGGCGGAUAAGGAUAACGUGGGCAGCGCUUUAACUGUGCAGCGUCGACCGCCUUUGGUGCGUGCUAUGUCCGCUCCCGUGCGCCUGGACGAGAGCAAGUGCAUUGCCUCCGCCGCCAGCAAGCGCCAGCAGCAAAAGCUGCGUCGUCGCAAGAUCUUCACACGCACUGCCUCCUCGGCGGUGGUCACUGUGCCAGCGGACAGCAGCAGUUCCCUCUUGAGCAGCGAUGCCACUGGCUCCAGCCAAAAGAAGCCGCUGAGUCGCGCUCGCAGCGUUGUCUCUGCCGAUGUCAUUACCCUGGUCUCACUGCUGAGCUCCGAGGGCAGCGAUUCGGAGCGUGAGGAGAGCUCAUCGGCCACGCCCACGGGCAACGAUUCGCCGGGCGUGCAGGGAUCACAGCGCAGUCCACAGCGCCGGGCGCCGCUGCUGCGCAAAACGGGCAAAUCAGUCUCGUUUCAAGAUAGCUAUCCGCCCACCUUUCAACUGGCCUCCAAGGAGUACUCGCACAUGAUCAGGCGCGGAUCCAUAGCGCCGUUAGCUGCGCGUAUACGCGCCAAUCGACCGCCCACAGCGCCGCCCGUUUCCAUCUUCCUAAGCGAAUCCGCAGGCAGCAAGGCCACAAUGGAGUCCUUGCCACAGCAGCAGCAGCAGCAGCAAUCACAAGCUGAAGCGGAUUCACCCACUGAAGAGUCGAAGAAGGAGAAUCAAGCGGGCAGCUGCAAUGUGCCGCAGCCGGAGUACAAUUAUCCUUUGUAUGUGUGCAGCAUCAAGGAGCGCGAGUGCUGGAAGCUCUACCAGAAGAUGUGCGCCAAGGGCGUCAGUGUUAGCUACGACACUGUCCUGCGUGGCAUGUUGACGCCCACGGAGUUUCGUCAUUUCCAGAAGCAGCGCGAGCAUGAGGAGACCAAAGCGCAGCAAGCAGCUGAAGCGGCGGCAGAGGCAGCUGCUGCUGAUGAGAAGGAAACACGCAAGACGCCAGCAACGGCCAUUGAACGCCUCUCCGAGUCCUUGCUGCAGAGCAAGUGAACUGCGGCGCCAGCAGUAGAAACAGGACCAAGCUAUGCAUUUGAUAUCAAAACCUAAGGAUAAAUCCUGUAGCGCGCACUUGUUAAAGAGCCUUGCACCAGAGCAUCAACAAAAAAACAAAAACCAAAACAAAACUGCGCCUAGCUGUAGUUUCUGUAGUCCCGCCCACAUGUACUCGAGUCCUCAUAGAGGAUGCGUAACAUUAAUAAAUUGUAGAACU